AUGCCGCCUCCCCCUCUCCUGACCGCGUUCUCGAAAACGCUGGGCUUAUUUAGGAAGCUGGUUCGGGAUGCAUACCGUGACGCAUACGGGACCGGGUUCCCCUCAAUCACGAAAGUCGCUAGACGCCGGGUGGAAACUGCCAGUUGCUGGGUGGCAACCCUCAUACGAGAGAACGCUGCUGACUCAAACCUCAACGGAGUCGAUGUUAUUCCCCGAUCGGCCGCUUAUGUGUGGAGAUUGGGCUCAGGUCUGGUGCUGACUCGGUGCCUGGGUCUAGCCCAAGACGAUUUGGAGCAAUGUCACGAUGUGAGCCCCGUGCUAAGCGUGGGAGGCAUGCAGAGACCUAUUGGCCGGCUUGCGACGAGUGUGACGGAGGCUGCGGUAGUCGUUCGCACGGCACAGGGCCUAUUCCGUAGGGCUGCCACUGGCGCGCCCAAUACCCAAUGUCUCAGUGCCUCUUUGGCUUGCGGCUGGUCUUUCUUAGCUAGAUUCGGAAGCCCGGCCUGGGAACUGGCGUCACCGCAUCCUGGGGCGUCCAAGGCGGACCGGACGGGGAUGUCAUCACCACCAAAACACGCCGGUUCUGUCGGCCUGCGGAGAGAUCAAACGACAACCCUGCAGCCAAGCGCCUGCGCCCAGCUCCACGCAACCUAUCACGGCUCGAUUAGGCGGCGUAUUAUGGGCCGCGGCUUCCGCCCUGUCGGGCUUGGCCCAUGAGCUGACAAUCCUGACAUUGCGAAGGGGUCCGUUAAGCGGUUUGCGGUUAGGAUGCUCGACGGGAUGAGCACGGAGUAAGACGGAU
Molecule: messenger RNA, 802 nt
Organism: Ilyonectria robusta
Lineage: Eukaryota; Fungi; Ascomycota; Sordariomycetes; Hypocreales; Nectriaceae
Exons: 1
Coding region: 1-717 (238 amino acids)
Source: RefSeq, a predicted model, not a curated record